CGAAUCAUUUUGUCGUAAAUAAAAGCUUUAAACACGCCAUCUGUUGACACGACAUGCUUUCCAUUUUUAUCCCAGUAUUUGACCACCUUCAAUUUUUACAGAUAAAAUACCGCAGAAAAGAAAAUUGUUCAAUUAUACUGAGGAAGACGUGUUAAAACCGAUAGACGAGAUAAGAAAAGGCACAAAAAUUAGAGAAACAUGCCGAAACGAUAAUACUCGUCACUCUACAAUCUUAAAUAAAAUAAAUGAAAAGUAUCCUGUUCCACGAAAAAAUGGACCUGCCACUAUAUUGACCGAGCCAGAAGAAUCCAUGCUAAAAGCCUGGGUAUUAGCGAUAGUAAAAAAGGGAUUUCCAGUCAAUAAAAAAGUGAUAGCUGACUCUGUUAAUAAAAUUGUAUGUGAAGAUAAUCGAACAAAUCCAUUUAAAAAUAACACGCCAGGAAAAGCAUGGUUUUCCUCUUUUUUAAAACGACAUCCUGAAAUAGCUGCUUAUCUUACAAAAUCUGGACAUAUUUUAAAAACUAGGGUAAGAGAAAGUGCUUUGCGAUGGCAUACAGACUUAAAAGAAUACCUAAUUGCUGAAGGUGUAGCGUAUAUUUUAGAAGAUCCCGAAAGGAUUAUCAAUGCGUAUGAAUCAAUAUUCCAAACGAACUCUUAUUCAGAAGUGAUAUUAGGUUCGCAGAGAUUAAACAGAUACUAUAAAGGUACAGAUGAAGAGAAGGAAAACUUAACCGUAUUAGGAACUUUUACAGCAUCUGGUACUAUAUUACCACCCUUGAUUGUAUACCCUCGUAGUCGCAUGCCAUAUGAAAUAGAUAGACAAAUUAAUCAAGAAUGGGGCAUUGGUGAGUCGGAAACAGGACGGAUGACGUCAAAAAACGUCAGUGACUACAUAGCAAAUACUUUAAUCCCAAAGUUAAAAGAAAAUGGCACAAAAUUUCCGGUUUUGUUACUGGUAGAUGGUCAUAAAUCUUUCUUAAAUCAAGGAGUGUCUCAAGUGUGUGAAGACAAUGGUAUCAUUUUAUAUUCGUUCUGUCCAAAUUCCACACACAUUCAACCAGUAUAUGUGUCCGUUUUCCGACCAUUAGGGGAUUCUUGGGAGAGUGUUGUCAAAGACUGGAAGUUAAAGACUGGCUAUCAAUUCGUCACCAAAGCUGUAUUUGCAAUCUUUUUGGAGGCCACAUUCAAUGGUGUCUCAAAAGAAGUAAUCUGCAAUGGUUUUCGAAAAUGUGGUUUGUAUCCGUUCGAUGCUAAUGUAAUUAGCCGUGAAUAAUGUGUAAUGGAAGAUAUUAUUUUGUUCUGUGAUUACUGAUAUAAUCAUAUUAGCAUAAAGCAAUUCGUGUUAAGGUUUUCUUCUAAUACUCCCUGCCCUUGUAUUUAUAACUAUGUUAUCCUCUGAAUCUCCAAUUAAAGCAAAGCAGAAAUGGCAUAAAAAGUCGCCUCCCUGUUUAAGUUAAAAAGCAAAGGAUAUAAAGAAUAUAUCCUUGUAAAGCAGUUUAUGUCAUGUCGAAAGAAAAUAACCAAGACAGGAAUGUGGUUCAGAUAAUAAUAUUCAAUAAAUAUUCACAUUUAUAAAAGAUUUAUAUAUUUAUUUGUUAAAAAAGUAUUCUGUAAAAAAAUAUGUAUUUUGACUAGAAUUUUGUAUUUUGACUAGAAUUAUACAAUGUGGAAUAAAUAAAAUCAAGUUAUACAUUGCAUAUUAAAAUGAAGUCUUUGACUGCCAAUAGAAAACUGUUGAAGGCAAAUCCUCCGCUAACGUCUGUCACCGGUGCCGGUGAUUCCCGUGGCGUUUAAAGUAAUAAAAAAGAUCAGUUUACUACAACCAUAUCUAAUGUGCAUGUUAAUAAUGUUUUGACUAAAAUUAGACUUUAAAGCCUUUAAGGUACAGUAUAAACUUUACUGACACCGUUCUUGAUUUCAGAUGUCUCGGACUACAAGUUUAUUCAGACGAUUCAUGGGAAAACGUUGUUGAUGGUCAAUGGAUACACAUACACAGAAAACAACAGAGCAAAAAAUACAUACUACUGUUCCAGAAAGUACAAAAGUUGUAAGUCAAGCAUAAAGUUUGAUGAUAAUGGAAAAAUUACCAGUGUGCGACUGGACCAUAACCACUGUCCUCCAAUUUACAAGCCAACCCAUAAUGGACUAUAUUUCAAAUGCAGCACUGAUCAGAAUCCUUCGAUGUAUACUGAUAUACCGGUGCACUCGAUUUUUGGUCGUAGAGAAACUUCUGGACAACCAAUACAUAAGAGACUAUCUUAGGAUUUUAUACUUGUAUUUUUGUUUUUAUAAAAAGUCUAGCUAUAGAUUAAUUUUGUAGAGGGACGAUAUCCACUAGGAGUCGGCGGUCACUGCUGGCAUGACAUGGCAUCUCGUGGUAUCCCGUGGCAUACCGUGGCGUUCUUCUGAACUUGUACAAUACAAGUUACAACCUUAUUUCAACUAUCAAAGUAAUCAUAAUUCCUCGACACAAGGUGACUCAUUCAUCGCGCUGGAUGCAAUGGCGUGCAGCGACAACACGUAGAAUGAAACGGCAAGCCAAUCAUGGUGUCGAAAUAAAGUAACAUGCACUCUAAACUCAUUGAAAUAAAAUUCAAAGCAAUUUGAUUAGUGAUUUUGCCAUGCCAUACCAUGCCAUAUGCCAUGCCAUGUCAAACCGUACUGUGCCGGCAGAGAGCGUCACUGAUGUGAACAGAUAUAAUAAAAUAAUAUUUAGUAACUAUUUUAAAUCUAAUUAACUAAAUGAAAAGUUAUUUAGAGGUCAAUAUCCUUAGCUUAAAAUUUAAAGUUAUUUAUAAUAAUAAUUUGUAACUUAUAAAUAAAUACAGUGUUAUUAAAAUUUUGUUAAUAAGAUGUAAUCUUAAAAUAUAAUAAGUUUUGACAAAGGUAACAUAUUUUAGACUUUAUAAUAAUAAUAAUAAGGGCAACUACUUACAUUCUAAGAAUACGAAAUACUAAAUUGAUUAGUUUGACUGUGGUCACGAAAACAAAAAAUCAUGUUUAAAAUAAGUAAGUUAUUAUAAUGAGUUACUUAAUGCCGUACCGAGAAAAAUUUUAUGAUUACUUAAAAUAACUAUUCCUUAAUAACGAUUUUUUUCCGCUAUGGACUAGGUUAAGUAACCAUUAAAUGACUGCAGUUAUUUACUUAUCCAUGUUAGUACUCGUGAUUAAGUUAGUUAUGACUAUUUGAGAAUAUUUGUUAAGUAGGUACAUUCUUAUUACCUAUAUAUAAAAAGAUAUAAUAAGUAUCAACGAAAUCUUCCCGAGCAACUUAUUUAAUUUUUAUUAGCUAUAGAUAAUAACUGAAUCUAACUAUUAAUAACUUUCGUUAAUAAACAGCUGAGAGCUGUUAGGUUUAACUAACAUCAUUUAUAGAAUAUAUUUAUUGAACAUUACCAAUAAUAUGUUUAUUAUUUUUACCUAAACCCAAACUCAAGUAUUAUAUUUUUGUGUUCUAUAACGUUUGCGAACAAUUUGCUGGUCAAUUUACCAAUGAAUAAACAGGCAAGUACAAAAAUAUGUGUCACCCCCAUACACCUUACCUGUAUUUAAAAAUAAACACCUGUUAAAAAUUCAGGUAUCUAUCCAAUUCAAUUUACAGCGCAGCCAGUCGCUGAACCAUGUCAAAACAAUGAAUCGUAGAAAACAAAUUAGAGUUUGUUUUGGUGAGAUUUGAAACCCAAAAAAACACGCGUUAAUUUAAUUUGAAUCUCAUUCUCUUUGCAGAUGCAAUUGAAGGGCAAACGUAUGAAAUGAUCCCGACAAACAAGGGCAAAUUUUUACUAAUGUUUCGAGGGUAUACUUACUAUCAACAGAAUCGUUCCAGCAAUUAUUAUUGUUCUAAAAAACACACUGGGUGUCAAGCUCGGGUCAAGUUGGACUCCAAUGGGAAGAUAUUAAGUACAGCCUUUACUACACAUAUGCACCCUGCACCGCAGUAUGUGAUCUUAAACGGAUGCUAUGUUAAAGUGUAACGUGAAUAAAAGCUCAAAUUUAAAAUGUUUAGUUUCAUUUAAAUACCUCAAAUAUGAAAUUGAUUUCAUUCACACGCCUAUUCAUAAACAAAGUAAUUUUAAAACAUUCCAAAAAUAAAUCAUAGCUGACUUGAAUUCGAAGUUCAGGGUAUUUUUUUUUCUUUUAAUACACUAAAAAAACAUUUAAUUUUUAUUUUAUUUUUUUGUAAUUUUCGUGAGACAUACUAAAUUAAUUAUUAUGUUAUCGGCUUACUCACGUAACUGUUUGACGAAGAACUUGACUAGUUGCAAUAGAUAGACGUUCUCAAGUCAUGUACUAGUAACAUGAUUAGCUCAAGAAAAAGAUCUAUAAUUGAAUCAAUUAAAAUUUAUUCUCAUUGCAGGUGCAAUUGAAGGCCAAUCGUAUGAAAUGAUCCCGACAAGGAAGGGCAAAUUUUUACUAAUGUUUCAAGGUUAUACUUACUCUCAACAGAGUCAAUCUCGUAACUAUUAUUGUUCUAAAAAACACACUGGGUGUCAAGCUCGGCUCAAGUUGGACUCCAAUGGGAAGUUAAUAAGUACAGCUUUCACUACACACUUGCACCCUGCACCGAAGUGCAAUUGAAGAGCAAACGUAUGAAAUGAUCCCGACAAACAAGGGCAAAUGUUUACUAAUGUUUCGAGGGUAUACAUACUGCCAACAGAAUCGUUCCAGCAAUUAUUAUUGUUCUAAAAACUACACAGGAUGUAAAGCUCGGCUCAAGUUGGAUACCAAUGGGAAGAUAAUAAGUACAGCUUAUACUACACACAUGCAUCCUGCACCGAAGUAUGUGAUUUCAAAUGGAUGUUAUAUUAAAGUGUAAUGUGAAUAAAAUGUCAAAUUAAAACUUGAGUUUCAUUUAAAUACCUCAAAUAUGAAAUUGAUUUCAUUCACACGUCUAUUCAUAAACGAAGUAAUUUUUAGUCAUACUAAAAAUUUAUCAUAGCUUACUUGAAUUCGAAGUUCAGUGUAUUUUUUUUUCUUUUAAUUAUACACAAAGAAAACUUUUAAUUUUAUUGUAAUUUUGGUGAGACAUACUUAAUUAAUUAUUAUGGUAUCGGCUUACUCACGUAACUGUUUGACGAAGGUUUCGACUAGUUUCAAUAGAUAGUCAGUCGUUCUCAAGUCAUGUACCAGUAACAUGAUUAGCCCAAGAAAAAGAUCUCCUAAAAUCGAACCAAUUCCAUAAUAAAACAGUUCAAAUUAAAGUUUAUUCUCAUUGCAGGUUCAAUUGAAGGUCAAUCGUAUGAAAUGAUCCCGACAAAGAAGGGCAAAUUUUUACUUAUGUUUCAAGGUUAUACUUACUCUCAACAGAAUCAAUCUCGUAACUAUUAUUGUUCUAAAAAAGACGUUGGAUGUAAAGCUCGCCUCAAGUUGGAUUCCAAUGGGAAGAUAAUAAGUACAGCUUAUACUACACACAUGCACCCUGCACCGAAAUAUGUGUUCUCAAAUGGACGCUAUGUUAAAGUGUAAUGUGAAUAAAAGGUCAAAUUAAAUCUUGAAUUUCAUUUAAAUAUCUCAAAAAUGAAAUUGGUUGUAUUAGAAAGAAUUUAAGGAAGGGAGUCAGUGUUUUAAAUCACAGUCUAUUCGUAAACACAGUGGUUUUUAGACUGUAAAAAUAAAUCAUAGCCGACAUUAGUUCGAAAUCAGACGGUGUUUUUUUUUUCUUUUAAUUCCUUCUAAUUCCUAUAUAAUAUAGAAGGAAAACUUUUCUUGAAGCUCACCUUCUAAACCGCGAACUGAACUACUGAACUUGAAAGAAAUCAAUCCCUAAAAAAUCCCACCGUAGUUUUUUCCGUACAUUAUUAGGAAAUAUGGUUAUAUGGAAUCUUGACGGCUUAAAAAAAUUAUUAUAGAUAGACGUGCUGAAGUCAAUUACUAGUGACAUAUAAACAUGAUCAUCUCAAGAAAAAGAUCUCUUAAAAUCAAACCAAUUCCAGAAAAAACUGGUCAAAUUAAAAUUUAUUCUCAUUGCAGGUUCAAUUGAAGAGCAAACGUAUGAAAUGAUCCCGACAAAGAAGGGCAAAUUUUUACUAAUGUUUCGAGGGUAUACUUACUAUCAACAGAAUCGUUCCAGUCACUAUUAUUGUUCUAAAAAAAAAUCUGGAUGUGAAGCUCGCGUCAAGUUGGAUUCCAAUGGGAAGAUAAUGAGUACAGCUUUCGCUAAACACUUGCAUCCUGCACCGCAGUAUGUGAUCUCAAAUGGACGUUAUAUUAAAGUGUAAUGUGAAUAAAAGGUCAAAAUCAAAAUUUAACCUUCAUUGAAAUCAUCAAUCGCCAAGAGACGUCCACUGCUGAACAAAGGCCUCCUCCUUAGUCCUCCGUGUAGAACGACAAGCCACCACCUGCUCCAACGGCUCCUUGCCAAUUUGAUGGAAUACCUCAAAAAUGAAAUUGGUUGUAUUAUAAAGUAUUUAAAAAAGGGAAUCAGUGUUUUCAUUUACACGUCUAUUCGUAAACAAAGCAAUUUUUACAUUGUAAAAAUAAAUUAUAAGUAGCUGAAAUUAGUUUGAAAUCA
This is a messenger RNA of Spodoptera frugiperda (fall armyworm), 6511 nucleotides long. RefSeq lists its product as uncharacterized. The transcript is spliced from 2 exons. The coding region runs from base 311 to 1273 and encodes 320 amino acids. NCBI's taxonomy places the organism in Eukaryota, Metazoa, Arthropoda, Insecta, Lepidoptera, Noctuidae. Gene Ontology annotation, molecular function: nucleic acid binding. The record is from RefSeq and is a predicted model, not a curated record.